CGGUGGUUGUCAUUCCGUGAGGGGAAAAAUAGGGAAUAAUUGAGCCAAAAUACUUAGGGCGAUGGAAAGUGGAGUGGAUUCGGGCGGAAAGCGCCAGUGCGUAUAGUGAGAAUAUUUUUGGACAUCUGCCUUUUGACAGAUGCUGUGGAGACUGGACGCCUCACUGCGGAGGAGAUGGACGAACGCAGACGACAGAACAUUGCCUAUGAGUACCUCUGUCACUUGGAGGAGGCAAAACGAUGGAUGGAGGCCUGCCUAGGUGAGGAAAUUCCACCAACUACCGACUUGGAAGAAAGCCUGAGGAAUGGAGUGAUUCUGGCUAAACUGGGCCAUCGCUUUGCACCAGAGGUUGUCCCAAAGAGAAAAAUCUACGACCCAGAGCAGCUGAGGUACAAGGCAAUGGGGCUGAAUUUCAGACAUACUGACAAUAUCAACUGUUGGCUGAAUGCAUUGGCUAAGAUUGCCCUACCAUCGAUAUUUUACCCAGAAACCACAGAUAUCUAUGACAAGAAGAACAUUCCCCGUGUCAUUUAUUGCAUUCAUGCUUUCAGCCUCUACUUGUUCAAACUGGGCCUAGCUCCGCAGAUACAGGACCUGUAUGGCAAAGUGAAUUUUACAGAAGAGGAGAUCAAUAACGUGAAAACCGAGCUGGAGAAGUAUGGGAUACAGAUGCCUUCAUUCAGUAAGAUUGGUGGCAUUCUGGCCAAUGAGCUGUCAAUUGAUGAAGCAGCAGUGCACGCUGCUGUGAUCGCCAUUAAUGACGCUAUUGACCGAGGGCUGGCAGCACAGACCAUGAUGGCGCUCCACAAUCCAAAUGCCAUGCUGGUGAACCUUGUUGAUGGCUUAGCCCUGGUUUACCAGGAAAUGCUGCACCAAGCCAAGAGUGAGAAGGCUGCCAGUGCCAGGAACCGAGCAAAUGUGUGCAAAUCAGAGCCCUCCGAGGACAAGGAUGUGUAUGAGGAACUCUUGACACAAGCUGAGAUUCAAGGCAAUGUUAAUAAAGUCAAUGUGCACGCAGCUCUGGAGUAUGUUGAUGCGGCACUGGAGAAGAGAGAUGUGCAGGCUCUAUACUCCGCGCUACAGAGCGAGGCUUUGGCCCUUCACGAAGUUAACCGGGAGAACACAGAGUGGUAUAUGGAACAGCUCAUGAUUGACCGAGAACAGAAAGCACUGGAGCUGGGGAUGAUGGAGCCACUAGAGAGGGAGGAGCUCCAGGCGGCUGUUGAUGCAGCUAACGAAAACUCCAACAUACAUCUAUGCAUGAUGCAGGCUGUGUCACGGAUUAACGUAGCCGUGCGUAAGGGGGUCCCUGAUGAGACGCUGAAGGAACUGAUGAACUCGAACGCCAAGCUCCCAGAUGUCUACCUCUUUGCUGCUGGACUUUACCAGAGGGAGCUAACCGUCCUGCAGCAGCAGAAACCACAGGGCGAGUUGACCCAAGAGGAGCUGUACAUUGCUGUGGAGAUGCUCUCAGCCGUGGCACUGAUCAAUCGUGCCCUGGAAGCUGGUGAUUUCGGUGCAUUCUGGAAGCACCUGAUCAGUGCGGCCACAGGCCUGAAUGAAAUACAGGAUUGUUGUGCCCAACGGUACUUUGCUGAGCUGAUGAUGCUCAAGCAACAAGCCCAAAGAACUGGGGUGGCGAUGCUGUCCUGGAACGACCUGCAAAUGUGUUUGCAUGAUGUGAACUUCGCUGUUGAAAAGGAGAAUGACAGAAUUGUUGCCAUUGGUUUGAUAAAUGAAGCUCUGGACCGGAACGAUCCUGAGAGGACAAUAGCAGCGCUCCUAAUGCCAUCAGCUGGCCUAGCUGACUUGGACUUCCUGGCUGCCAAACGCUACCAUGAUGUACUGGCAGCGGCAAAGUGGCAAAAGGCGAAGGACACGCGGGAUGAGGCAGUGGUGCUCUGGGUUGAGGAAAUUCAGGAUGGGAUUCACAAGGCCAACCAGGAUGGGCAGGCUGCAAGGAAAAUGUCUUUGGGGAUAGCAGCCAUUAAUCAGGCAAUCAAGGAGGGUGUUGCAUCCCAAACACUGCGGGUUCUGCGCUCACCAAGUGUGGCUCUGUGCAGCGUCGUUCCAGAAUGUGCCUCCACCUACCAAUCUGAGUUGGCCACGUUGAUGCGAAUUAAAAUGGAAAUGGGAGACAACCGGAGCUGUUGGGUGAAGCACAAGCUGAAGGAUGGUUCGAUGUACUACUUCAACCUGGAGACCCUCGAGGGCAGCUGGGAGAGACCCAGGGGAUUUGUGCAGAGCUCCACACAGAUCAGCAGGGAAGAAAUCCAGGCUACUGUAACUGGCGUGACAGCCGUUUAUAAUCGAGAGAGACUCUGGAAGGCUAAUGAGGGCAUGAUCACGAGGCUUCAGGCCCACAUGAGAGGUUAUCUCAUUCGGAAGGAUCACUGCGCUCGCAAACACUUCCUUCAAAAACAGCUGCCAGCCAUCGUAAAGAUCCAGUCGCACUGGAGAGGUUACAGACAGCGGAGAGAUUACCAGAAGAGGCUUUAUCGCUUUCAAGACAACGCAGAUGCUGUGAUUAAGAUUCAGUCCUGGGUGAGGAUGUGGCAGGCAAAGAGGAGAUAUAGGGCAAGGCUGCAGCAUUUCAAGAACAAUAUUGCUUCGGUGGUGAAGAUCCAGGCAUUUGUCAGAGCCAACAAGGCCAGAGGAGACUACAGGCUCUUGGUCCAUGCCCAGAACCCUCCGCUGAGCGUGGUUCGGAAGUUUGCUCAUCUCCUGGAGCACAGCGACCAUGACUUCCGUGAAGAGUGGGAACUGAUGCAACUGCGCGAGGAAGUGGUGCAGCACAUCCGUUCCAACCAACGCCUGGAGCAGGACCUCAACGUCAUGGACAUUAAGAUAGGGCUGCUGGUGAAGAACAGAAUAACCCUGCAGGAAGUGGUUUCCCACUGCAAGAAACUCACCAAGAAGAACAAGGGCCAGCUGGCAGACUUGAUGGUGAUCGACAAACAGAAGGGACUGAAGGCUCUCAGCAGAGAGAAGCGGGAGAAACUUGAGGCAUAUCAGCAUCUCUUCUAUCUCCUGCAGACAAAGCCAGUAUAUUUGGCCAAGCUGAUUUUCCAGAUGCCCCAGAACAGAUCGACCAAGUUUAUGGAUUCUGUCAUAUUCUCGCUCUACAACUAUGCAGCUAACCAGAGAGAGGACUACCUGCUGCUACGUCUGUUCACCACUGCUCUUCGAGAGGAAAUUAAAUCAAAGGUUGACCAGGUCCGUGAGAUUGUCACAGGCAACCCCACCGUGACCAAGUUGGUGGUGAGUUUCUACCGGAAUGUCCGUGGUCAGAACGCCUUGCGGGAGAUCUUGGGGCCUGUCAUCAAGGAGAUUCUGCAGGAUAAAUCCCUGAGCAUCAAGACUGACCCAGUUGAUAUUUACAAGAGCUGGGUGAACCAGAUGGAGACUGAAACCGGGCAGAGAAGCAAAUUGCCAUAUGAGGUGACUCCAGAGCAAGCCCUGAUGCACCAUGAGGUCCAGCGGAGGCUGGACAUAUCCAUUCACAAUCUCCGGGCUGCCACAGACAAAUUCCUUACUGCCAUUGUCUCCGGCGUGGACAAAAUACCGUACGGAAUGCGAUAUACUGCCAAAGUGUUGAAAAACUCACUGUAUGAGAAGUUUCCAGGGGUUACUGAAGAUGAAUUGUUAAAGAUUGUCGGGAACCUGCUUUACUAUCGCUACAUGAAUCCUGCAAUUGUGGCCCCGGACGGCUUUAAUAUCAUUGAUGUCGGUGCAGGAGGUGGGCUACACACGGACCACCGCCGCAACCUGGGCUCCAUUGCAAAACUACUGCAGCAUGCUGCCUCCAGCAAAACCUUCGAAAGAGAGACUGGUCAGCUCCGCUCCAUGAAUGACUACUUGUACCACUCCCAGCAGCGAUUCAGGGAGUUUUUCCGUGCAGCCUGUGACGUUCUUGAACCUGAGGAAUGGUUUAAUGUGAAUGAGUAUUCUGAAAUGGUCAGCCUUAACAAGCCAGUCAUCUACAUAACAGUCGGCGAGCUGAUUAACACUCACAAGUUGCUGCUCCAGCAUCAGGAUUCCCUCUUGGCCGAACGCAGUGACCCUCUUCAUGAGCUGUUAAAGGACCUUGGCGAUGUACCCACAGUCGAAUCACUUCUAGGUGAAAGUUCUGUCGAUGUGAACAACCCCCAUGCUGACCAAAUCAUGGCCCAGCUCAACAAGAUGGAGGUCUCGCUAACACUCACCAACAAAUUUGACAUCUAUAAGAGCAGUGGUGAUGGGGCAGACAACACCAGAGGUUUGCUGCUCAGCACCAAACAGUUAAUCGUGGACAUAAUCAGAUCGCAAGCUGGAGAUACAUUGGUUGAAAUAUUACAGACUUCUGCCUCAACAGAUCAGGUGGCAGACCACCACUGCCUGGUUCAGAGACGAGCGCUGCGAGACGCACGCACUCCCGAGAAGCUGAAGCGAAACCAGUCCCUGGCCCACGACGGCAAGCUGUCAAUUGAAGAGAAGAAGAGGAAAAUUGUCCGGAGCCUGAGGAUGCUGGAAGCUGCUGGAGCCAUUUCUGCAGCCAAUGGCUACCAGCAGCUUGUCAAUCAGAUUGCCAGGGACAUCCAAAAUCAGCGGCGCUACAGGCAGCAGCGCAAGGCUGAGCUGGCCAAGCUGAGAGAGACCCUGCACAGAAUGAAUUCCAAGACUGCCUUUUACGAGGAGCAGAUCGACUACUACAACCGGUACAUCAAAACCUGCUUGGGUAACCUGGCCACCAACGGGCAGGGCCUGGGGAAGAAAGCUUCAGCAAGCAAAGGAAAGAAAGGUAAAGCGCCAUCCCUGAACUAUACUGCAGCACACCUGCGAGAGAAGGGCGUGCUGUUGGAGAUCGAAGACCUGCCCAUCAGCCAAUUCAGGAAUGUGAUUUUUGACAUUGUGCAGAGUGAGGAGGUGGGAACCUUUGAUGUAAAGGCUCGGUUCAUGGGUGUGGACAUGGAAAAGUUCCAACUCAAAUACCAGGACCUCCUCCAGCUGCAAUACGAAGGAGUGGCAGUGAUGAAGAUGUUCGACAAAGCCAAGGUUAACGUCAACCUCCUGAUCUUUCUGCUCAACAAGAAGUUCUUCAAGAAGUGAUGGAAUACAGGCCCGUCUCUGUCAGUGUGGGAGCACUCCUGUAUCGCAAAAUUUAAGCUUUGCGUUUCUGCUGUGCAGACGCAAUCAGCAAUCGACACUAAAUAGCAGCGCAGCAUAGUACCUACAAAAGUGUUCCUGUACAUUUAUUUUUAUAUAUAUAUUAUAUAUAUAAUACACACUUCAGAUCAAAUUGAGACUCCAUUACUGAUGGGAAUCUAGCUUCUCAUUGGCACAACUCCUCCUGGAAUUGGACUCCUUUGUGGAAGGUUCACUGUAGGAUCUGGUGGCUCAGAGCCCCCCCCCCACCUGCAGGCGCUGAGAACAGAAGCAGAAACAUCUCCGCUUUCACUUUUUCAUCUCCCAUUGCUUGCACUGGCCCUGGUGGAAGGGUAUUUCCCCCCCACCCAGCAUGUCCAGAGUGCUGGUGAUGGUGGAAUGCUUUGCACCACAUUCUUUCGCUCUGUCUCUCUCUCUCUCUGUCGCUCUCUCUUUAAACCCCCACCCCCCUCCACCGACCUCUUACUUCUCCGCUCCUGUCUGCCUCUCUUUCUUUCUUUGACUUUCUCUUCUGCCGUCCCCACCAACACGGACAUGUCCUCAUCCUUCUCCUCAGGCCAGGCCAUUUGACGUAUAUCGCUGCUUCUCCUGGGUUUUAUCUAGCCCCUGGAGUUUGGGGGUGAAUCUAAAACAUGGAACAAGGCAGUCCCACAAAAUGUGGUGGGUCCAGCCUAAGCAGCUGUUUUAUUUGUACCUGUCUCUCCCAUAUUUCCUCCACAAAAAAAAGCUGUUCUUUGUGAGCAAAUCUCAUACAGAGCCUCCAUUUGCAGCAGUUGGCAGCCUCUGGUCUGCAGCAGGGAAUGGGACUUUAGUUAUCAGCUCAAGCCUCUGUAGUGCUGGCCCUGUGACUGGACUGUGGGAAUCCCACCUGAAACACUUCAACUUCCUUUCUCUGCAGCAGAUAACCAGAUCUCUAGCCCCGAGCGUGACUCUGCAGGGAAGCUGGCUAACUUUUAAAUGAGGAUUUUACUUGCUAAAAGUACACUGAUUUUUUUUGUUCGCUCUUUCUUCAUUCUCAUUCUUAAUCUCUCCCACUCUUCUGUCUUGCUUUUUCUUUUGCUUUCCUUUCUCUCUGUUCCCUCUCUCAUCUUUCCCUCUGUCUAUCACUCCUACCCCCUCUCUCAACCCCUCUUUCUGUCAUCCAUUUCUCUUUAUCCUUCUCUCUUUGUCUUUCCUCUUGCUGUCUCUCUUCCCUUUCUCUAUCCCCUUCUCUUUUAUCUAUCUCCCUUCUACUUCUUCCUUUUCUCUCUCUCUCUGUCUCCUUCUGUCUUGCAUUUCUCUCCUUUUUAAACAUUUUCUCUCAACUCUUUCCCCACAGCUCUCUCUCUGUUUAGCUAAUCCCUCUCUAAAGGACUUUGUACCAAAACUCCUCUAAGUCAAAGGUUGAGCAAAUUGAGUCUUCACCCUGCUGCUCGUUUGUUGGUGGGGAGGAGGAGGAGGAAGGUGAUACAAUGAUGCAAGUUAGAAAAGGAGCCUGGUACUGCCGGCUUGGUGGUGCUGGUGGGGGUGCUGCGUGUAGUGGAAGAGGAAUGCAGGAGAAAGAGGAACUCAGUACCAUGGUGGGGGAGGGGGUUUGGGUGUGAGGGUUAGAUAGCGAGAGAGAAGGGGGUCUAAUGCCACCUUAAGAGGGGUACCUAUCGCCAACCAUGGAGGAUGGGUUUGAUAGUCAAUGUUGCCAAUGUCAGAGUGAAACUAAACCAAAGUCUAAACCAAUAUUGAAUUUGAUGUCCGAGAGCAGAAGUUAACUUGUAGGUAGUAAAGUGAAAUUUAAAGUAGAUUAAAACACUUUUUAAAUGAAUGGCUCAGUUCUUGAGCACUGAACUUACAAUGGAGGGCCUUUCUUUAAUGAGUUCCAUUCUGCCGAAUGCUCGCUGUCCACCUGAGUCUGAGUCUGAAGCAAUAUGGGGCUGUUCUCCAAUGGACGCUGCCUGCCCUUAACUUGCCAUUCUUGCUUUUGUUUGCUGUCAGUGCAGGGCUGCAGUCAGUUAGCCAGGGAUUUCAAUCAUUACCCAACAGAAGGUAUCUCCAGUGAACGGACAGUGCCUACUGCUGGGCACUGUCCACUGCCAGUACUGCCCCUUGCAGACAGUCAAACUGCUGUUCAUCAUGCAGGCAGCAACUCGGAGACAAGUGAUUCUUUUUUAAGAAAUUUUAAACGGUACAAAAAUCAAAAUGGUUGAGUGCGAUUGAAUUCUCUGUCGUCUCAAUUCUCGCUGGAAGCCCAUCCCUAUUGUACAUAUUUACAAUCUCCUUUCCCUAUAUAUUUCCUUUGUUUUCAUAUCUGUCUUGUCUGUGCGCUGUGUUCCAAUCUCUACAGACUGGCUGUGCAAGGCCACAGAGUGUACAUGGAUCACAAGCGUAGCUAGGUGCUCAGUGCCUUGCAAAGAGUGGAGGCUCCCAAAGCAGGGCUGGCAGUCUGGUCUUGAGUGCUGGGUUGUGUUGGGGCUGUGUACCUGCAGGUGGGUGUGGGACAAGGGGAGUGCUGAAAGAGUUCUCAGGUGGUCAGUGAAUGUCUCAGCUGUGGUGCAACCCAGACCCCACUGGCAGAUGGAAAUCUAACUAUCACUGCUGUGAAGGUUCACAUUGAGACUCUUAACUGGCACGUAAUGGAGACUGCCCGUACAUUCACACCUGUUUCAAAUCUUCAGUCUCUCACCCAGGAACCAAGAGGGACAGCAGGUGUGAGAAACAAAAUUCUGUCUCCAUGGUAGUCCUAUUGAAUUUAGGAAAGAAUGCCGGGUUAUCUAAUGCAGUGCUGUAUCUGUCAUGGGAGUGUUUGAUGGGGACAAUGUGGAGGGAUCUUUGCUGUGUUUCUGACCCUGUGCUGUUCCUAUUCUGAAAGUGUUUGAUGGGGUUAGUGUAGAGGGAGCUUCACCUUCAGUUUAAAAUAAUAGAGCGCUUUAUUGUGAGCCUAACCCCGUGUGGACUGUGCCCUUGGCUUUGAUGGGGACAGCACAGAGUGAGCUUUACUUUUAAGCUUAAAAGAGUAGAGUUGCCCUCGCUUUCAGUUUAAAAGAGUUGAAGAAGCCUUGCUUUCUGUUUAAAAGUUAAGUGAGCACCAAACUCGAUGCCACACUUAUCCUUGGACUGUUAAGUGUUGGUUUUGUAUACUGAGGAGAGAAGAACGAUUUUCUCUGGUCUGUGUGAAAAUGGAGUAUGGGGUUUGCAAGAUAUGUUGCUGCUUUCUAAAGGAGGGAAUGUGAAAUGUGGUCUGGCUGUCUGCUGUAAUCUAGUGAUACCCUGCCUCACCAGACCGGGGUACGUGGAAGCAAAGCUCGGGGAUGAACUCUGUGUAGCAGGGGUGGAGAUGACUAACUGCAGUGGGUACGGGUGAGAGACAACAGAUUGUAUAAUAUUCUGCAAUCUCUGGUUUUGAUUUGGGGAUGAUAUAAGAAAAUGUGUGUCUUUGGAAAUUGUCGAGGCCUUCAGGUCGAAAGAUCAGUUGCCAUGGUAGUUCUAACACGUUGCACUGCAGUCCCAAUGGCCAAAGGCCUCCCUCUCCCUUCAGUUGUUGUUUUUCAUCUGAUUAAUCCAUGUGAGAGAGGAGGAGUAGGACUUUAAAAAAAAUAUUGCCUAACACUCCUCAGAAAUAUAAUUUUAAAAAAACCAGAAAUGACACUUGUGUAGCACCUUGGUUAGACCAUACGCAGUGCUGGCUGGUGCGGUUUCCACCGUUCUACAGAAUGGUUAUUGAGAGGCUGCAAAAGUGCUGAAAAUGAUGAGGAAAGACAGGCCACAGCUCUUUUGUCUCAAAGAGAAGGUGUGACCAAUUUGAGGUGUUUAGACUUAAGGAAGGGGUUUGAUAGGGUAGAUGCAGAGAUGAUGUUCUUCCUUUUCAGAAGGGGGUGUCCCAAAACGAGGGGAUGUCUGUAUGAAACAGACACUGGUAAAUACAAUCAGGAGAAACUUCUUCGCCCCCAGGAGAGCAGGCAGAACAUGGAACCUGCUCCCAUCGGGGCGAUCUUAGAGGUAGCACUGGGUGUUUGUACAGGUACUGACGGGAUCGGCAGCAAACCCAGUGGAAUUGGGGGCGGUGCUGGGGUAGUGGUCACAAUACUGUACUAGUAAUCUGAGAGGCCCAGGCUAAUGCACCGGGGAUGUGGUUACAUCUUCCACCACCGCAAUCUAAUCACAAUGAAACUCGUCUCUCUGGUGGUGAUCAGGAAGCUACCAUUGACUGUCAUUUGGUUCCCGAACAUACUCUAGGAAAGGAGAUCUGUCGUCUUGACCUGGCCUGGGCCCACCAGUGAGUCCAGUCCCUCAGAGACUCUUAGCCACCCUCUGAAAUGGCCUGAGUGAGACACCCAGUUCAAUGGGCA
Messenger RNA from Stegostoma tigrinum, 9464 nucleotides. RefSeq names its product IQ motif containing GTPase activating protein 3 (gene iqgap3). Gene Ontology annotation, molecular function: calmodulin binding; GTPase activator activity; actin filament binding. Gene Ontology annotation, biological process: regulation of actin cytoskeleton organization; regulation of GTPase activity. The coding region runs from base 175 to 5088 and encodes 1637 amino acids. The transcript has 38 exons. NCBI's taxonomy places the organism in Eukaryota, Metazoa, Chordata, Chondrichthyes, Orectolobiformes, Stegostomatidae. Gene Ontology annotation, cellular component: cytoplasm. The record is from RefSeq and is a predicted model, not a curated record.